Pleurotus ostreatus (oyster mushroom) is the source of this 4035-nucleotide messenger RNA. RefSeq lists its product as uncharacterized. The coding region runs from base 1 to 4035 and encodes 1344 amino acids. The record is from RefSeq and is a predicted model, not a curated record. Lineage: Eukaryota; Fungi; Basidiomycota; Agaricomycetes; Agaricales; Pleurotaceae. The transcript is spliced from 9 exons.
AUGAAGCCAAAAUGGUUGAAGAAAGCUAUAGCGAAGGGACGGCGUAAGCUUGGAAUCGAUUCCAUCGACCGUCGUACGGUUGUGAACACCAUCCAGUUCGCGUUGGAAGGGCUGAGUCAAACUCUUCCUGAUUCCACCGUUUUCGCUCCCCUCAAAAUUGUUAUCGAUGGGCUGUUAUUCGUUUCAACGACGCUCGAAGUAGUUAUUUUCAUCGAAAUCAUAACGGUUAAACAGACGGAGGACGAGAUGAACGACUUCGUGACCCAUCUCAACUCCCUACAAAGGAUUGUCUCGGUUUAUCGGGAAGGAGAGUUCGACGCCCCAUCGGUGGACGAAGCCAUGAAAGAGUUGAUCCUAGCAGUCGCAGGAUCUAUGAAAGAAAUACAAGAAAUAUUGAAACAAGGCCGCGGGAAACGUGCCGUCAGCAACAGCGACAACACCCAGACACUGGCAUCCCAAAAUGCUCUGAUCGCUCGGUCAUUAUCAACAUUUCACGUCGCCUCCUCCUUUCUAAUGUUACGACAGAACGCAACGGUUUUGGCCCACUCCAGAGGGAAUAAUGCGCAAGCCGUCUUAGACAAAUUGCCGGUUGCCGAAGGUGCUUUGUACGAUUCCGCAGACCGAAACUUCGCACCCAAGUGCUUGGAGAACACACGGGUUUCAGUACUCGAGCGUGUAACUAAAUGGAUAGCUGAUCCCACCGCGCCGCACCUUUUCUGGCUCAAUGGGAUGGCAGGGACGGGCAAAUCCACCGUGGCACAGACCAUCGCAGGCUUCUGUUCGGAGAGGAAAUGGCUUGCGGCAACCUUCUUCUUUUCCAGAGAUCGUGUCGUGCAGCACUCCGCCGAGCUGUUUUUCCCGACCCUUGCGCAUCAGCUGGCACUAUUCGAACCGCGGCUCAUUCCGUUUCUUGAAGCAUCGAUGAAGACGAAUUCUGCGUUACCGAGGGCGACCUUUGUUGUCCAGUUCAACAAGCUCAUCGUGGAGCCGUUCGUGGAGUUUGUCAAAACCGAGCCUGCGGGCCUGGAUGCUCCGAUAUUGGUCGUAAUUGACGCUCUUGACGAGUGUAAAUACGAGGAAUCGACGAGGGAGCUAUUACAUCUGUUGCUCAACGGAGGACUCCACCAAUUUCCGACCCUCAAGGUCCUUGUUACAAGCAGGCCUGAGACCUACAUCUGCAGUGUAUUCAAGAGGCCGAUGGACGUUCCUAUUCCCUAUCGUAGUCUGGCCCUGCACGAAGAAGACCCAGCGACGGCUCGUCAAGAUAUAACUGCCUAUCUUGAGCAGGGCUUGGGCAGGAUUCGAAAGGAUCGCUGGGAAUGCUUCUCGGGUUUGAGGGCGGAAGAAUCCUGGCCAACCGAAAGGAUGAUCAAUGACCUUGUGGAUCGGUCGGCUGGCCUCUUCAUUUAUGCCUCCACGAUCUUGAAAUACCUCCAGGAUAACCGACAAAACCCGAAGCGGCAGAUGCAACUUGUCAUCGAAAUGAAGGCCAAGGGAGACUCAUCAAAUAUCUACGGAUACCUCGACGAACUGUAUAGUCAGAUACUUAGCAAGUGCCUGAACACGCCCGAUCUCCGACGCGUCAUUAAUGCAAUCCUCUUCGCGGUACGCCCGCUGUCACUCCACGACUUGGAUCUUCUCUUGCGCCUUGAACCUGGAGAUGCUCGCACCGCGCUGUAUGAUUUGUCGUCGGUGUUUGUCGUUCCCCAAGACGACAGUCGACCAGCGAGACUCUUUCAUCCGUCCUUCUAUGAUUUCAUCACUUCGAAGUCCCGCUCUGCUGGAUUUUAUCUCGACCCGCUAGUUGGGCAGUCGCAGAUGGCUUCUGCGUGUUUGAAGCACGUGUACCGCUUUUGCGAGGCCUCGGAUUCGCAGAAGGCUGAGUUUGUCAACGAGCAGCGUCCCCUCGUCACAUACGCAUGCCAACAAUGGACUUCGCACCUGCGGGAAUCACAACUGCAUGAGCUCGAACUACUCGAUGACACUCGUCGUUUCCUCAGUCUGCACCUCUUCUCCUGGUUUCAUCUCUUUGUGAGAUUGAUGAUUAUGUCCGGCGUUGGUCGUUGUGUCACUGAUUUGUUUGUCUCCGUCGAGAGGUUCUCUCCAGAUGAUCAACUGUUCAUCGCGGAAGCCAUUUAUAAGCUAGCCCUUUUCAUAUACGUUCCGCCGCAGUAUACAUUCUACCUCGGCAUUCUCGAAAGGCAUUGUUUCCUAUAUAAUGGCGACCGCAGAGCCAUAAACGACGCCAUUGAAUAUCAUCGCGAUGCCCUUAAAGCCAUAUCAAUCGAUCAUGUGGACCGAGCGACAUUCACUGUAGGCCUCGUCAUCGCCCUCCGGCACCGCUCUCAGCUACGCUCCUACACAUCCGAAUAUCGUAGUGACAUGCCUGAAUGCAUUGAUUUAUGCGAAUCUAUGUUGAAAGCGCUAGCAGACCAACAAAUACUGGAGAAGGCAAUACUUCGUACUGCCUAUGCCGCAUGUCUUGAAGAGCGAUACAAUCAAACGAAAGACCUUCGGGAUCUGGACAGAGCGAUAGAACUAUACAGACAAGCAGCACUAUCAUUGCCCCAAACCCACGAUUAUCGAGUAGCAUAUCUAUGCAACGCCGCCGCCUCCAUCCUCAUUCGAUCUGACAUUGAACCCAAUGGAAUAUCCAUCAUGGAUGCCGCCGAUUUGUAUCUCGAGGCUUUCGACUGUUCUUUCGUGGCCCCAUCUUCCGCGUACCUUGUUGCAUUAGGUUAUGCUCGAUCUGUGGAGACAACAGCGGGCGCCUUCUCCGCACAUGUCAACGCCGUCACAAAACUACGGAAGAUUAUAUGGACAUCUUUGGCACCAGACCUUGCUGAAGUAAUUAUACGUCAAUCUACUCCAUUUGUGCUGAAAACCGCUUCGUUAGCGCUGGAGGCGCACGAUGUCUGGGUCGCAAUGGAGUGCAUCAUGCAAGCAUGCAUUAUGCAGUGGCGAGAGCCUUUGCAAAUAUGUUCUCCCCGCCCAUUCCUGCCAUACACUGAAUUACUUGAAGAGAUGGAAACCCUAUCCAAUAUCUUGGAAAUCAGGAAUGAUUUCGAGCCUAUGCCUGCUCUCUCCGCCGAUGACCCCUCCAUCCACGAGAUACUAAACUACGAGGAUAUUGCCUCGGAGUAUGAGCAUCUCUACGAGACUUUCUCACGCAAUCGGACUGCUCGCCACUUUGAACUGAAGAGGUUCUUACAUUCUGCCGAAGGGAGUCUGGGCUCUGGACGGAUUGUUAUCUUGAAUGGAUCACCUCUUCGUUGUGAUGCCCUGGUCAUUCGACCUUCCUCCGAAUCAUUGGAUAAGGAACUCGUCAUUCAGCUACCGAUUAAGCAUCGGGAAGUGGAAGAACUCGCAGGAGGGCUUCGCAGUUUAUGGAACUCUUAUCGUGUAGACUAUUCGGACCCGAAAGAGGACUUGGACAAAUCUGGAAUAAAAUUCCUGAAGACGAUGUGGACGUCUAUUGUGGAACCCAUUGUAUCGGGGUUGCAGCUAGCUAAGACUAGUGACCCACCUCGUAUUUGGUGGUGCCUGACUGGCCCCUUCAUAGACCUCCCUGUCCAUGCGUCGGGAACAUACGAUGCCAAACGUCCUGCCUAUAUGACCGACUUUGCGGUUUCAUCAUACUUGCCAACCAUCGACAUCCUCCCUGAUCUUAUCGAGACCAAUAAACAACACGAACUUCGCAAUCUUCCAGCCAAACUUUUUUUCGUCGAGCCGGAGGUUUCGAGAUUAGAUCGAUCCGCAGAAUUGGAGUUGCAGUACAUGCGCGAAGCCAUUCCCAAGUCUCAAUUUGUAACGACGGAUGACCGGAGGUUGACAAUUGACAAUGUCAUCGCCCAGCUAGGCGAAUGCACGGGGGUACAUAUCGCCGCAACGUCACAACAACAUGCAGGCAAGCCUGCUUGCGCAGACUUCGUGCUGCCCGCAACCCUGAGACUCAGCUAUGAAAAUAUGCGCGAUAACCCGGUACCGAAAUUCGCAUUCCUCUCAACUUACACGGUUGGUGAGUCGCGUUUCUAG